AUGUCUGGAGGGCCGGAGAGUGUACAAGGCGGCAAUGUGGAGAGUCAAUCAUCCAAUCUCUCGCAGGGAGUUCGGAGGAGAACGAGGUCGGAAUUUGAGGGUGAAACAGAUUACUCCUCUGCGACUCGCAGAAGAUUGGAGGAAAUACAUCGACCGCAGUGGACCAUGAGCAGCAGCGUAGAGGACAUUCUGCUGGAAGGAAGCACUAACAGGACCGACAUGAAGCUGAAUGAAUUCCUUCGGAGCAAAUUGGGCGGCACGGCGGCUGUUGGUGAAGACUACAAUGUGACGAUGGAGGCGUUUGUUCAGGAGCCGGAUGCUUACGUAAAAGACCAGCAGCUUCUUGAAGAGAUUCUUAACUUAACUGCGUACCAAACGCUGAAAAUAUUAUUGGAGGCUAUUAAUAAGCUUCAUCACGAGGGUGUGUUCUUUCUCGAUCAAUGGAGGGACUAUGAAGGAAAGGAUACGGUCACUCCUGUUGCAAGGAGAAAACUAAACAGAGUUCUCACUCAGGUACUGACAGAAAAACGCCGGGAGGCGGAAGAAAGGGCAAGGCGGGACGAGCAACAAAUAAUGUUUAACUUAACUCUCAGCAUUGAAGAUGUGCUUUUUCAAGGAAGAGUUCGAGUCAUGGAAAUAAAGCUGAAUGAUUUUCUUACGAUGAAAUUUGACGGCAGAGGCAUUUUGCGCGCCAAUCGGAAUGUCUUACUGAGGGAUUUCUUUGGUGAUCCCACGAGGUAUAUCCGCGAUGCGGGAGUAUUGAACGAAAUACAGGCAUCAUAUGCUUAUGCGGAGAUGGAGGGGGCUGUGAGGGAUGAAAUGGGUUUGAAAGAAGAUGUACGGAGGCUUCACCACGAGAAUGGUGUGCUUUCUCUCGAGCAAUGGAGGGACUAUGAAGGAAAGGAUACGGUCACCCAACUUGCAAGGGAAAAACUAAACAGAGUUCUCACUCAGGUACUGACAGAAGAACGCCGGGAGGCGGAAGAAAGGGCAAGGCGGGACGAGCAACAAAUAAUGUUUAACUUAGCUCUCAGCAUUGAAGAUGUGCUUUUUCAAGGAAGAGUUCGAGUCAUGGAAAUAAAGCUGAAUGAUUUUCUUACGAUGAAAUUUGACGGCAGAGGCAUUUUGCGCGCCAAUCGGAAUGUCUUACUGAGGGAUUUCUUUGGUGAUCCCACGAGGUAUAUCCGCGAUGCGGGAGUAUUGAACGAAAUACAGGCAUCAUAUGCUUAUGCGGAGAUGGAGGGGGCUGUGAGGGAUGAAAUGGAUUUGAAAGAAGUUGUACGCAGGCUUCAUCACGAGGGUGUGUACUCUCUCGAGCAAUGGAGGGACUAUGAAGGAAAGGAUACGGUCACCCAACUUGCAAGGGAAAAACUAAACAGAGUUCUCACUCAGGUACUGACAGAAGAACGCCGGGAGGCGGAAGAAAGGGCAAGGCGGGACGAGCAACAAAUAAUGUUUAACUUAGCUCUCAGCAUUGAAGAUGUGCUUUUUCAAGGAAGAGUUCGAGUCAUGGAAAUAAAGCUGAAUGAUUUUCUUACGAUGAAAUUUGACGGCAGGGGCGUUGUGGACACCAAUCGGAGUGUUUUGCUGAAGGAGUUUUUCAGGGAUCCCACGAGUUAUAUCCGCGAUGCGGGAGUAUUGAACGAAAUACAGGCAUCAUAUGCUUAUGCGGAGAUGGAGGGGGCUGUGAGGGAUGAAAUGGGUUUGAAAGAAGAUGUACGGAGGCUUCAUCACGAGAAUGGUGUGCUUUCUCUCGAGCAAUGGAGGGACUAUGAAGGAAAGGAUACGGUCACCCAACUUGCAAGGGAAAAACUAAACAGAGUUCUCACUCAGGUACUGACAGAAGAACGCCGGGAGGCGGAAGAAAGGGCAAGGCGGGACGAGCAACAAAUAAUGUUUAACUUAGCUCUCAGCAUUGAAGAUGUGCUUUUUCAAGGAAGAGUUCGAGUCAUGGAAAUAAAGCUGAAUGAUUUUCUUACGAUGGAAUUUGACGGCAGGGGCGUUGUGGACACCAAUCGGAGUGUUUUGCUGAAGGAGUUUUUCAGGGAUCCCACGAGUUAUAUCCGCGAUGCGGGAGUAUUGAACGAAAUACAGGCAUCAUAUGCUUAUGCGGAGAUGGAGGGGGCUGUGAGGGAUGAAAUGGGUUUGAAAGAAGAUGUACGGAGGCUUCAUCACGAGAAUGGUGUGCUUUCUCUCGAGCAAUGGAGGGACUAUGAAGGAAAGGAUACGGUCACUCCUCUUGCAAAGGGAAAACUAAACAGAGUUCUCACUCAGGUACUGACAGAAGAACGCCGGGAGGCGGAAGAAAGGGCAAGGCGGGACCAGCAACAAAUAAUGUUUAACUUAACUCUCAGCAUUGAAGAUGUGCUUUUUCAAGGAAGAGCUCGAGUCAUGGAAAUAAAGCUGAAUGAUUUUCUUACGAUGAAAUUUGACGGCAGGGGCGUUGUGGACACCAAUCGGAGUGUUUUGCUGAAGGAGUUUUUCAGGGAUCCCACGAGGUAUAUCCGCGAUGCGGGAGUAUUGAACGAAAUACAGGCAUCAGAUGCUUAUUUGAGGGCCGUGAAGGCUGUACGGGAGGAAAUGGAUAUGGAAGAAGAUUUAACAAAGCUCCACUAUAAUCAUUUAAGCACUCUAUUUGGGUGGUCAUUAGCUACUGCGGAGAUAAGAGCAAGUGUUCAUGAAAUCACUAAAAGUUUUUUGGAUCCAGCCCUUGAGGAGGCGAGGAAACCAACGACGACGAUUGCACCGAUAAAAAUGGAGGGAUUGUACGAGUCUGUGUACAAUGCGAGUUGGCAUCAUGUGGUGGAAGUUCCUGGCGGCGAGGGGACGCAAACGGGAAUAGGAAUGUAUGUGAGGGAGGGGAAACCACCGCAGUCAUGGACGUACACGGCAGUUGGCAAUACCCUCGAAAAGGAUGACAGUUUGGAACAGUCCGGUGCAGCGCGUCCCAGGCUGAUGGUGCUCACCUCGGACGAUGGAUGGCCGUACACGAUGAAUGGGCCGCAUAGGGCUGGUAUUGACUUGUGUGUUAACUGUGAGGUGGAGCGAGUGUGGCAGAUCGUCAAGCGCGGUCUAAGCAAGUGGUUCAACAAUUUUCAUUUGACUCUCAAUCCUUCACCCGUGCCGCAUCUGUUGGUUGGGACGCCCGGGAUUGGGAAGUCGAUGAAUGCCGGCUCGUACCUCCUCUACCAGCUGCUGCACUACGAUAUCAAGAAACUCCAAGUGGUCGUCCACUGUUUUGGAGAUACCGCGUACGUGUUUGACAAGACCAUCCAGACGGUGACAAAAUACAUGGGUAAUAAAACAUCCAAGAGUGUUUUGGGUGGUUUGUGGCAGCGUGGGAUGAAAGGGUAUAUUAUUUACGAUGUGGCAAAGAAAGGAACACCGCCCGACACAGAUAUUGCGCCCUGUAAGGGAUGGGGCAUGAUUGUGGUGUCAUCGCCAAACCUGGACAACUUCAGCGAAUGGGAGAAACAAAGUGAAUCCGUACAAAUCGUAAUGAAUUGUCCUGAGAAAGACGAUGUAAAGGCGAUGUGCGUUUGGAUGAAGCACAAUCGGCAGCUUCCGGAGGAAGAAGCGGACUACUGGAAAAAGGUGGAAGUUCGAAUGGAUAAUUUGGGACCGCUUCUUCGCUACGUCUUUGAUCAGAGCAAAUACAAAUCUCGGCUUGACUCGUGCGAAAGUAUAGUUGAUGAAAUGACCUUGCCGGAUACCAACUAUUACUCUGUUUUGGGGACUGGUAAAAUGUGUGAUGGUAGCCACGUCUCUCACAAACUUGUAAAGGUCGUACGAGUACGAGGAAAUGGGCAUUCCGAAUUGCCUUUAAAUGCACUGAUUUCUUCUCACCUUGCAGAAUUAACGUUAUGCAAGUUGGCAGAGUUAAUGGUGCCGAAUGAUUUUAAUUUACUUAUAUUGGCUAUCAAGGACGACCUCAUAUCAAAAGCCCUUGAAGAUCAUUCCUUGUUUGCAUUUUUAAGUGCGGCCUUUGUAAAUGCAAUAAUACCGAAACUCACGGAGCUGAAAGUAGAAAAAAAUGCUCCACCACACCGCUGUGCGUUGAGAGUGUAUCCACAUGAGCGCCCUCUCAAGCCCUGUCUUUUAGAGUGCCUGGAAAAUUUAAAAAAGAAGAUUAAUAUAGAGUGUCGGGUGCUGUACAAACCGGAGGCUAAAAACUUUCCACUGGUAGACGGCUUUUUCUUUGUUGAUUCGCCGCGGAAGACGCUGGUUGGGCUGCAGAUGAUGACGGCGGGUGGGCACCACACCACCGCCAGCACCGUGAGGCAGUUCAAUGAGCGUAUGGCGGAAUAUUUUAAUGGUUGGAAGAAAUUUUCCCAAGACAUGUUGUGGGAUAUUAUUUAUAUACAGCACGCAGACAGCACGCCGAUGAAUGACUGGCAGAGAUGUGGUCCCGUCAAUAACAAUAAUUUGAGCGACGAUGAAAAAAAGAUUGUGGCGUUCUGGAGGGAAAAGGUACACCAGUAUCAAGUUUCUGUAUCAUCCGGAGACUUUUGA
Trypanosoma cruzi is the source of this 4512-nucleotide messenger RNA. Its product is annotated as retrotransposon hot spot (RHS) protein, putative. The record is from RefSeq and is a predicted model, not a curated record. NCBI's taxonomy places the organism in Eukaryota, Euglenozoa, Kinetoplastea, Trypanosomatida, Trypanosomatidae. Bases 1 to 4512 code for a protein of 1503 amino acids. The transcript has a single exon.